Messenger RNA from Aaosphaeria arxii CBS 175.79, 2339 nucleotides. RefSeq names its product ankyrin. The record is from RefSeq and is a predicted model, not a curated record. Lineage: Eukaryota; Fungi; Ascomycota; Dothideomycetes; Pleosporales. Gene Ontology annotation, molecular function: protein binding. Bases 38 to 1849 code for a protein of 603 amino acids. The transcript has 4 exons.
CCCAAUACCCAGAGGGUCACUGUGGUGUUCUUAAGAAAUGGAAGUUGUUAGCGCCGUGGCAUCGGUCACAACUCUUGUGGCUCUUGCGAAGGAAAUAUGGACGAUUGCGGGUGACCUUGUGCGGAAUUUCCAAAAUGCACCAAAAGAGCUUAUCCGAAUAUCGAAUCAGACGUCUCUCGUGUAUCUGGAGCUCGAAUGCGUCAACCGAAUGCAACAAGAGGGGGGUUUUCGUACUUCGCUCACUGAUGAAGAGACCUGGAUCUUUCAGCAGUCACUUACUGUGGCCAAGAAUAGCAUCGUCAGUAUUCAUAAAGACUGUAAAAAAUACUCCGCGAGCAAAUGUCGAAUAUCAUCGCGAUUUGCAUGGACCAUAUUUGACAGCAAAACAGUCGACGUUCAUAUGGCCCAUUUGCAAAGAAUUGAAAGCAGCAUUACCGUCAUUCUUCAAGUUCUCAACAUGAAAACAAGUAUGAAAGCACGUGACGAAAACGAGACUAGUACUGCAAACAUUCUCCAAGCGCUGAAGGCGUACCAUGAAGAAGUACGAACCGGAUAUAGUUGUAUAAACGGGGAUACUUGUCCGCCCUCAGCAUCCUCGGACAUUGAAUCGACUAUUGCAUUUCGGUAUCUAAAUGCUUUCGAACUCCCUAAAAUUUGGAAGUCGGUUUUAGGAAGUGAAAUGACACUGAUAACAUCCCAAAAUGACUUCCAACAAUGCUACGAAUUCUACACAAGAAUGCCAUUCGUAUCCUUCACGGGACGUAUGUCUUUCAUCCUAUCGCUCUCUCUCAGACGCACACGAACCUUUUGGCCAAACUUCUCGAUACUCGCUGGUCACUUGAAUUUUGCGAAUGUAGUUCCAGUGCAAUCCGAAAUCGUUAAUGCUUGUAAGAAGGGGGAUCUGAUUGCCGUUCGCGACCUAUUUCGACAAAAAAAGGCUGCCCCGACCGAUGUAUCAGAAGACGACAGGGGUCUUCUUUGGUUUGCCACGCAAAGUGGAUCGGUUGAGCUUGUCCGUUUUCUCGUCCACGCUGGAGCCCCGGUGAGGCCAAACGCUUUUCUUAGUACGGCUUACUGGCGACAACCUGAAAUUUUACGCCUUCUUCUCCACACUGGCGCAAAUGUGGAAGUUCUCGGUGUGAAUGGGUUCACUGCAGCCUCAUUUCUUUAUGGGCCUUCACGAGAUCCUGUUCCACAAACAGAAUAUCUUGAAGUCUUAGCAUGUAAUUCCUUUUCAAACUUCAACGCAAAAGAUCAUACGGGAUGGACUGCACUGCAUCGUGCAGCUGCAUUUGGCACAUCCGCUGAUGUAAAAACAUUGCUGAGAAUGAAGGCGUCGAUCGACUCCCGCACCUAUAGUCUCAAGUGGACGCCCUUGUUCUGCGCUGUCUGCUUUUAUAACAUGGAUACCUUGCAAGAACUUUGGACUCAACAUAAUGAUCCUACCUUGAAAGACCAACAGGAUCUUCGCGGGUGGAAUCUAUUACAUAUUGCAGCUGGUGCAGGAAAUUUCGAAGCUGCGUUAUUUCUAUUGCAGCAAGGAGUCGACCAACGAGCGGCCAGCAGAGCAACUUCACGAUUCGUUCCUCCCGCGCUCCGCGACCGAUGUGUAACGCCAGGUGAAGUCGCACGAAAUUGCGGAGAAGAUGCCUACAAAAAGUGGACAGAAGCAUUGAGUGGCGCAGGACAUGAAGUCGAUGUUCGCCCCGAAGACAUCGACUGGGGAACUGAGGAUGUCGAUGGAAAACUUGGGGGUUGUGAGUGCUGUGAGAACUGGGGCUUCUAUCGAGGUGGCCACCAAUUCGUUAACAAUCGACCCAUUUUUAUCCAUACCGUCUAUCGACAGUGACGCAUCAGAACAAACAUCUUCUCUUCCGGUGGCACUCCUGUGCCGGCCUCGGUUAGAAGUAGUCUAGGAUGUUGGGUCUCCGAAAAAUAAUUAGCAUGGAGGGGAAAAGAGAAAGCGAUAUGGGCCAGCAUAAGUUCAUUCCCCGGUCGACAACUACAACGGUUUCUAGGGUGUCCUUCUUUAUGAAUAUGUUUCCCGGGAGGAAGUCGUCGCAGAUUAGUUUGAAAGAACCAGAGUCGUAUUUCUUAGAGACGAAGUAUAGUGCAAGGGCUAUUUCCUCGUUGGCGGAGGAUGUAUUUCGGCGAGCGUCAUCGGAAUCGUCUACGGAGUUCCUUUCUUCACGUAGGUGUGAAUAUUCUGUUGGACGAGACUGCUGAAGUAUUCGGCGACGGUUCGAAAAAGCUCUCAUAAAAUGCAGGAUUGCGCCCAAAGUACGAAACACAGGCUUCCUCCCUGGUAGUACCGAACUCUCCUAGAGUUCUUUGGCGAU